Messenger RNA from Hippocampus comes (tiger tail seahorse), 4956 nucleotides. RefSeq names its product alpha-2-macroglobulin-like protein 1. Bases 88 to 4512 code for a protein of 1474 amino acids. The transcript is spliced from 37 exons. Gene Ontology annotation, cellular component: extracellular region. Gene Ontology annotation, molecular function: endopeptidase inhibitor activity. The record is from RefSeq and is a predicted model, not a curated record. Lineage: Eukaryota; Metazoa; Chordata; Actinopteri; Syngnathiformes; Syngnathidae.
CAAAAGUUUUGCAUCAGUGUCCCAGAGCACUGGUGCAGAUAGCCUCACCAACCCGUCGCAACAACGCGCUGUGUGUGCUGCGCAAACAUGACACCUGUCCUGCACACCUUGGCGGUCAUAUUUGCAUCUGCCUUUCUGCAAAGUGCAUCAUCGGCUCAUCUCAAUGACACCAUCUUUGCCGUGACCGUGAGCUCCCAGGUGAGAGGAGGGUCGCAGGAAACACUAUGCGCCCUCAUCCAGGGGCCCACGGAGCCCGUCUCCUUGACUAUCACCUUGGACACAAAAUCUAACAGCACCGUCAUCCUAGAGAAGGAUGUCAACCAGGACUUGUUCCAUUGCCUGAAAUUUCAGGUCCCGGAGGUGCGCACUCAUACUGUGGCAACCAUAAACGUCACUGUGAAAGGGGAGAAUGCCACCAUGAACAAGAAGACCAAAAUCCUCAUCGAGCCUCCUGCAUUCAUCCACAUUGUCCAGACUGAUAAACCCAUCUACAAACCCGGGCAGACCGUGCAGUUCCGAAUUGUUUCCAUGGAUUCCAAUUUCAUCCCUGUGGACCGCCUGUACACAGUGGUGGAGCUCCAGGACCCCAAUUCCAAUCGGAUCGCUCAGUGGCUGGAUAAAUUUGUUUCGGCGGGAAUCCUUGAUCUUUCCCAUCCCAUGAUUGAAGAGGCAACACAAGGAACCUACGUUAUUACCGCCACCACGGACAAAGGAGAGAAAAUCUCCCACAGCUUUGACAUCAAGGAAUAUGUUUUGCCCAAAUUUGAGGUAACUGUUGACCUCCCGAGUGUGAUCUCAAUCUUGGACCAGGAGGUCACGUUCAAGAUUUGUGGAAAAUACACUUACGGGAAGCCAGUUGUUGGCUCAGUCAAGGCGGAGUUUUGUCGGAAUGCCGUCCACUAUUUCUGGCAUUCCCCGAUUCGGACAAAUAUCUGCAAGACAUAUGAACUGGAAACCGAUAGCAGCGGCUGCACUACACAAAAUGUGAGCAUGGUAGAUUUUGCCCUCUACAAUUAUUUGUAUGAGGACAGUUUUGUGGUGGAUGCUGAACUGGAAGAGCGUGGCACAGGUGUGAUGCUGAAAGGUACAGGGCGGACACCCUUCAGUGCCGUUGUCAGAACAGUUACUUUUGAAGAUGUGCCCCAAUCCUACAAGCCUGGCAUCAUAUUUCAGGGAAAGCUCAAAUUGACUGGACCGGACAACAAACCUGUCGCCAAUGAGCCCGUUUACUUAUUCAGCCCGAACUCUCUCACUUUAAAACUCACCACAAACUCAGAAGGCAUGGUCUCCUUUACUCUGGACACCAGCAACUGGAGCGGCUAUGUCAACCUCAAGGCCAUAUCCACACUGGACGAUGACAAACUGUCCAUUCCAGAAAUACGGAAACCCGAGUACAGAGCAGCCUAUCAUGGCGUUCCUGUCUUCUACUCAAAGAGUAGGAGUUUUCUGAAGCUCAUGCAGUUUAGCGAGAAGAUCUCCUGUGACAAAGACGCCGUGGUACGAGCUCGGUACAUCAUCCAGGGAGAGGAGCUCAAGGAGGGACAGAUGACCUUAGACUUUUUCUACUUGGUGAUGUCCAAAGGAACAGUUGUGGAGCAUGGUCAUCUCCCGAUAGCUGUUACAGUGGGCUCAGUGAACAAAGGGGAGGUGACCAUCCCCCUCCAUCAAGCGAUCGACCUGGCGCCCUUUGCACAAGUUGUAGUUUAUACUGUGUUGCCUGGUGGCGAGGCUGUGGCUGACAGCCAGGACUUCCCCAUCGAACUCUGUCUCAAAAACAAGGUCUCUCUUGAGUUCCCGUCCGUCCAGGAGCUUCCAGCGGAGAAAACCACAUUGAAACUCCAGGCUCAGCCUGGCUCUUUGUGCUCUGUUCGAGCCAUUGACCAGAGCAUCCUAUUGCUGCAGUCAGAGAAGGAACUCACUGUUGACUCUGUGUACAAUCAGCUGCCUCUGCAGAAGCUGACGGGAUACCCAUAUGAGAUUGAAGACUUUGAGCCAUUUCCCUGCUUUCCGGGGCCCAUACCAUUCCCUGAAGAAGAGAUGCUGGUGGCAGAGAGCUCACUUUAUUUUGGACGAAUCACUCAAAAAAAUGAUGUUUUCAGCAUCUUCAAAGGGAUUGGAGUCAAGCUUGUGACAAAUUCUGAUGUGAAGAAACCCUACAACUGCCUACUUAGGGAUCCGUAUUUCAGUGAAGGUGAUGGCGUAGAUGGUCCGGUUUUGAAGCCCACCAAUGUGAUAGAGCACACUGGUCAAGGACCAGAACCCGAGGAGAACAAGGAGGAGACCCUGAGGACAUUCUUCCCAGAAACAUGGAUCUGGGACCUCGUUCCUGUUGGAGACGCAGGAACAGUGAAUGUGGAGAAGACCGUCCCAGACACCAUCACCCAGUGGGCCGCCGGAGCUUUCUGCGUCUCGUCUGUGGGCUUCGGCGUUGCGCCCACCACGGCGCUAACUGUCUUCCAGCCCUUCUUUGUCAGUCUCACGCUGCCCUACUCUGUCAUCCGUGGGGAAAUGUUUACUCUCAAAGCCACUGUCUUCAACUAUCUCUCCAAGUGCAUCAUGGUGAAAGUGACACUGGCUCAGUCGGACAUGUAUACCUUCAAAAACUGCGACGAAUGCCAAUACACCGUGUGUCUGUGCAGUGAGGAGAGCAGAACCUUAACUUGGAUUGUCACUCCAACCGCCCUUGGCAAGAUCGAUCUGAAGGUGAGCGCCGAGGCCAUGAGGACCAGAUUUCUGUGCGGCAAUGAGGUGGCUUCUGUCCCUGACGUGGGCCGCAUUGACACCGUGGUCCACAGCCUGCUGGUGGAGGCCGAAGGAACGCCCCAGUCAGUCAGUCACAACGCGCUCCUCUGCGCUGCAGAGGGACCGGCGGAAAAGAACAUCUCUCUUACAUUGCCACAAGUGUUUGUGCCAGGAUCUGUCAGAGCCACUGUCUCUGUACUUGGUGACUUGAUGGGCCGAGCCAUGAAGAACCUGGACCAACUCCUGGCGAUGCCAUAUGGCUGCGGGGAGCAGAACAUGUUGCUCUUUGCCCCCAACAUCUUCAUUCUCAACUACCUGAAAAUCACCGGUCAACUGACUGCGGAGAUUCUGGACAAGGCAACGCGCUUCCUCGAGAGCGGAUACCAAAGGGAGCUCACCUACAAGCAUGACGAUGGCUCCUACAGCGCCUUUGGGAAGAGCGACGCAUCUGGCAACACCUGGCUGACCACCUUUGUGAUGAAGUCAUUUGGUGAAGCGAAGGAUUACAUCUUUGUCGAUCCCAAGCACAUUUUUGAUGCCAAGAAGUGGUUGUACUCAAAGCAAGGGAGUGACGGCUGCAUCCAAUCUGUGGGCAAACUCUUCCACAAUGGCAUUAAGGGAGGAGUGAGUGACGACGUGUCCCUAACGGCUUACGUCGUUGCCGCCCUGUUGGAAAUGGACUCCGACAUUGAAGAUCCUGUGAUCCAGAGGUGUCUGGGUUGUCUGAAGGAGGCAGCCGGCCAGAUGGACAACUUGUACACCACAGCGCUGAUGUCCUACACUUUCACCCUGGCUCGGGAUGAGGAGAUGAGGGCCAAACUCCUCACCUACUUGCACCAGCAGUCCAGUACAAUGGGGGGAACCCGCCACUGGCACCGAGAAGGCGUCUCUGGGACAGGAGUGGAUUCUCUGGAGGUGGAGAUCACCUCCUAUGUGCUGCUGGCGCUGCUCUCCGGGCCCGCCCUGCCAGAUUACAUCUUGGACUAUAGCUCCGGCAUCGUGCGCUGGCUCACGCAGCAGCAAAAUCCGUACGGAGGCUUCUCUUCCACGCAGGACACCGUGGUGGCCCUCCAGGCGCUGGCGAAAUACGCCGCUGCCACGUACAGCGUUGGGGGCAGGACUGUCGUGACGGUAACGUCAUUAGGAGGUUUGGAAAAGGAGUUCAUAGUGGACCAGAGCAAUCGGCUCCUGUACCAGGAGGAGGAGCUGAGCGAAGUCCCUGGAGAAUACACCGUUCGAGCCGAGGGGCAGAGCUGUGUUCUGGCACAGAUCUCCAUGCAUUACAACAUCCCCCCUCCUCCUGACUUUUCUGCCUUCGAAAUCACUGCGGACGCCAUUUCAAAGUGCAGCUCCAGCAAGCCACAGCUCCACCUCUCUGUCAAUGUCACUUACCAGGGUCGGAGAGAGGAGACAAACAUGGUCAUCAUUAACAUCAGACUCCUCUCUGGACACAUUUUGGAUCAAAGCUCUCUGGAGAUGCUCAGGAACAACGAAUCAGUGAAGCGUGUGGAAGUGGAAGACGGUUAUAUCAACAUCUACUUGGACCGGCUGACGAAAGGUGAGACGGCGGUUUACAGCAUGACGCUGGAGCAGGACAUGCUCGUCGAGAACCUGAAGGCAGCUGUGGUCAAAGUCUACGACUACUACCAGCCAACUGAUGUGGCCAUGACUGAGUACACAUCCCCCUGUGAGAAGAGAGAAACAAUCAGAGAAACAGUUGAAGAUGAAGUGCCAUGGAGCAUAUUUGACUGGCUUCAAAGCCGACGUUAGCAACGAGCGGUCAGUGAACAUUGAGGAGACUAUCAGAUUCAUAUCUGGAAGAUCAGAUGUUCAUCCAACUUGUUGACGUGUCUUUUUCUUUCUUUUGGGGUUUGGAUUUUAAGGGAAUCGCCGUGAUUGCAAAUGAUGUUCUUUCCCUUUCUGUGUUGCUUUCUUUUCAAAUCGGGCGAUUCACUUCAUUCUGUAGUUAUUGCUUCCGCUCAACACUGGACAUCUUUUAACAUGUUCAACCCACUGGAACCAAGAAAAUCAGACUGCGCUCUGUAACUGGUUUCAUAGGGUUGACAAAUCCAUGUUUUUCAACUCAAAGUGGAAGAUGAUACAUUGCAAGGGACCAAUAACUGCAGGAAAAAACAAUUAAAAAAAAAAAGAGUGCUGUCUGUGUGGGGGUAUGGGGGGGUGUUUUUAAAGAAGAUAAAACUCAUCACAGCAGUA